CCUAGAAGCUCGCUCCACCAAGGAAAACGGUGCGCGAACGCCCCGCUCCACGCUCCUCUGUCCUCCCCGUCCCUGCGCGCGACGCGCCGGCGGCGAUGGCGUACCGCAGGAAGCAGGGCAUCCAGCGGUCGGCCACCUUCGUGGAGGACCACCGCCAGGCGUCGUCGGGCGGCUCCGCGUCGCCGGCCAUCGCGUCCCCGCGCGCCACCCGCUUCGCCGACGACAACCGCUGGCCCGAGCGCUCCUCCGGCCUGGCCGCGCGGGUCAUGGUGGCCCCGUCCGCCGCGCGCGGGGACCUGACGCUGCCGGCAUUCGGCGACCGCUUCGCCGCCGCCGCCGCGGCGUCCCACGGCGACAGCCAGCCGAGCAGCCCGAUACAGGAUCCUGUCACCCAGCUCUACACAUCGACAAGCAUGUUGAACGACGACGGGCCCAAGUACGACCUCGAUCUGUCCAAGAAAGACGAAGCGCGGCACGGGCUCUGGUCGCUCGUGGCUCAGAAAGCCAAAGUCAUGCUCGACGAGAACGGCACGCCACGCGCUCAUUCCUCUGAAUCCCGCUGGUCCUACGACCGGGUCCGGAGCUCGGAGAUCAGCCCCACGUCGCGGAAAGGAGCGCCGGAAGGGAAACUCGACAUCGGAGGGAAGAUCAAGAACGUCCUUGAACAGGAGGGCCUGACGGUGGCCGACAACGCGACGCCCGGCAGCGGCGGCGCCGUCGUCGCCGGCCGGAAGCUGCAGAUCAGGAGGAAGGCGUGCAGCAUGGACUUCCGGCGCGCCAACCUGGUGACCAGCUCCGACUCAUCGUCGGCGCUGUCCGAAAUGGACUCGCCUCAGAUCAAGGCCUCUCGCGACGUAGCGAACGCCAUGGCCGCCAAGGUGAAGCUGCUGCAGCGGGAGCUCAAGACGCUCAAGGCCGACCUGGCCUUCUCCAAGGAGCGGUGCGCGCAGCUGGAGGAGGAGAACCGGCAGCUCCGGGACGGCAACCACGACGCCGACGAGGACAUGAUACGGCAGCAGCUGGAGACGCUGCUCGCGGAGAAGGCGCGGCUGGCGAACGAGAACACGCUGUACGCCCGCGAGAACCGGUUCCUGCGGGAGAUCGUCGAGUACCACCAGCUCAACAUGCAGGACGUCGUCAACCUCGACGAGGACGACAUCGAGGAGGAAGACGAGGACGACGUCGACGAGGAGGCCGACGCCGGCGACGAGGAGGAGGAGGAGAAGGAGGCCGAGCAGUACCAAAGUCGCGGCUCGUCCUUGCCGACCCAACUCGUGCAGGAGGAGGAAGAGGAGCACCAGGCGGCCGGCCCGGGCGCCGCCCCGGCCCUGGAGUCACCCUCUCGUCGCAGGGAGUCACCGCGGAUCCCGGGCACGAACGGCGGCGACACCACGGACAGGGAAUCGCCGCGGAGGAUGAACACGAACAGCGGCGACGCGGUUGAUUACGACUCCCCUCGGAGAGACGGUUGACGAAAGGCGGCUCGUAGUGCAUGCCUGUAGAGGACACGUGUUGUCUCUGAUUUGUUAUUGUGAUUUUGCUGAAUGUAAUUCAUAAUUCACCUGAUCAGGGUGAAAAUAAUGAACUCUUGUUGAG
Molecule: messenger RNA, 1596 nt
Organism: Panicum virgatum (switchgrass)
Lineage: Eukaryota; Viridiplantae; Streptophyta; Magnoliopsida; Poales; Poaceae
Exons: 6
Coding region: 96-1472 (458 amino acids)
Source: RefSeq, a predicted model, not a curated record